AAGGACCCAAACUUUGCCCAAAACACUUAGCAGAGAAAACAUAGUCUUCAUUGCAUGACAUUUGCCAAGGCACCUAGGCUGCCUAUUUUACCUGAAACCUUAGAGAAAAGGUUCUUAAAUUUGAUGGGUUUUGGUCAGACUUGCCAAACAAUCAGGCUGGCUUUUCUGUCUUAACCCAUGGUUUGCAGCUGCCAGGAUAUCUUUCCCAAAAAGAUUUAUAAAGCCAAACUUCCUUCUUGACCCAUGGGGCCUCCGGGUUUAGGAGUUGUGACAGGACAAGUACCAUCUGAGAGAGGAUUGUGAGAGCUGGGAUAUAUUGCAGUAAAAACUGCCUAUUAUAAUCUAGUCAAGGGGAGAGGAGGGUCAUUGUGAACUCAACACCAUCUUAUUUGCUGAUACUUCUGCAUUUUUGCAUUAAUGGCACAGAAGGAGGGCAGUGAAGAAAUGCAUCUACAUUUGAAGGCUGAGCUAGCUCCAAAGAGCUCUAUCAUUUCCUGACCAGGGUGCUAGGGAAGAACCUUUAUUUUUCUCUUCUUAAAAACUAUUUAGGACAAUUGUCAUUUGAUUGGGCACAAGACAAAAGUAGCAAAAUCAAACUUGAAGGGCUAUUUUCAGCACAGGAUUCCAUCUCUUAUUCAAACUCAGGGACUCUAGUAGUGCGGGAACCACAGACCCCUUUGGUUUUGAGCUCAUUCCUAGGUGUCCACCCUGACCCUUCCCCAUCUUGGCUCAACUUCAGCCUCACCAGCAGUCCAUACUUUUGGCUCAGUUUAUUCACAAGUCCACAUCUCUAUAAGGAACUUGCUCCCUGGACUGUGAUGGCUCUUAUUCCCCAGAUUUCCUCAGAGUGGGACUUUAGGCAAGGGCUCAAUUGCUCUUUCAGGACAAGUGGAUCAGUAAAACAAUAAUAAAACCUUGGUAACCGUAACUCAGGCUGUAAUAGAUCAAGUUUUCAAGGGUACUUGAAUAAGCUAAGAGUAGACUCUUUAGAGCGUCUUUCAUUUUUUUUUUUUUUUAGGAAACCACUAUCUUUCAUUACUACUGUGUGUAAAUAACUUCUAUUUAUUUAAUUUAUUUUCUUACAGCCUUAAAAAGGGAAACAUUACAAGAAAUACCCAAGGAAGUUGGAAUGAUUGUCAAUGUACAGCUUCUCUUUGUAGCCUUUCUACUCUUCAUUUCCUGUGCCAAUUGCACUUUUAUUUCCCGACUCUAUAUUCAGUAAACAAACCCUAUUAUCAAGGGAAAGACGUGAGCCCAUUAACAUUGUGAGCCCUCAGAUUUCACUCGCAGGAGACGACACAGCACUUAUCUGAUGGAACAGAAGCUUUAAUUGCUUCGAGGUACAAGGCCGUCCAAACCUCUGAGAUAUGACCCCUCCCUGGAAAGGCUUUGCACCCUCCCUAACAAACACCCGUGUCUGUGCCAGCCUCCCAAAUAGGAGCACAACGAAUGUUCCAUCACGACAGUGGAUUCUUUAUUGACAAUCCGGUCAGAGGGGGAAAUCUGCUAAAUGUCCCCACAAAGCAGAAACUUUAUCUUCUGUCCAAAUCAAAACCUGGCACUACAACACUGGCUCUCAUCAUGCCGCCACAAAUUGCAAAGGGUGGAAGAAGCUGAAGGGAAUGCUGUGAAGUAACGUGAAAAGAAAACAGUCAAAAAGUGAAGAUUUUGUCCUGCGCUAGCCACACAGCACUUACAGCGUAACAUGUAGUCCCGUGGGCAGUAGGGAAGAGGGGAGAGAGGGAAAACCAAACAUCUGCUCUAGGUUUAGGAGGGAGAUGACAUCAGUGCCAAGAAAACCGAAAACGCACAGGACUCAGAAAAAGGGAAGAGGAAUAACUUUACUUUCUCUGGAGAAGGACUAGUAGCAAUCCCCACGGGCGGAGCGCCCUGCUCCCGAUUAACCCCUUCCACACCGCGGCGCCUACGAUCCGCCCCCGAGGGACUAGCCACCCACGGAUCCAGAAGAACAGAAGCCGCCCUCCCCCCUCCACGCCGUGGCCAUCACCCGAGCGGCCAGUCCUGCCUUUCUCCCCCAACCUCGCCCAAUACCUGUCCGAGGAGCCGGCUUCCUGCGCUCUCGCCCCGCCUUCCCCCGGCCAGCCCCCGGGCCGCGGCGCUCUCCUCCGGGCCGGGGGCGCUGGGCGGCGGCCCUCGCCUGGUCUGGCUAAGUUGGCGGCGGGGCAGGCGCGAGGAGCCGCGCGCCAGUCGGAACCGGGCCGUGCGGGGAAGCCGCCCAUUGGCUGGGUAGCGCCACGUGGCCGUCCCCGCCGGUAUAUUAGGCCACUAUUUACCUCCGGUCUGCUCGCCAUGGCUCGGCGAGGGCAGCUCGGGUAGAGAGGGCCGGGGAGCGGCGCAGACGGCGGCAGUCCUGCCCAGCGCCUGCCAGGAGGGCGGGCUGGAAGCAUGAGCUCCUACCUGGAGUGCGUGUCGUGCGGCGGCAGCGGCGGUGUGGGCAGCGGCGAAGUGCUCAGCUUCGCACCCAAGUUCUGCCGCGCCGACGCCCGGCCGGUGGCCCUGCAGCCCGCACUCCCCCUGGGCAGCGGCGACGGCGCCUUCAUCAGCUGUCUGCCCCCGGCCGCCCCCGCGCAGCCCCCCGCGCCGCCCUCGGCAGCGCCCAGGUACUCGCCGUGCACCCUGGAGGGAGCCUACGAACCGGGCGCCGCACCUGCCGCGGCGGGGGCCGCUGACUUCGGCUUCCUGGGGACUGGCCCCGCUUACGACUUCUCCGGCGCGCUCGGGAGGGCGGCCGACGACGGGCACGUCCACUACGCCACUUCGGCCGUCUUCUCCGCCAGCGGCUCCUUCCUCCUCAGCGGCCAGGUGGAUUACGCGGCCUUUGGCGAGCCUGGCCCCUUCCCGGCGUGUCUCAAAGAGCCAGCCGACGGCCACCCUGGGGCCUUUCAGACCGCGUCCCCGGCCCCGGGCGCCUAUCCCAAGUCCGUCUCUCCCGCCUCUGGCUUCCCCGCCGCCUUCAGCACGUUUGAGUGGAUGAAAGUGAAGAGGAACGCCCCUAAGAAAAGCAAAUUCGCCGACUAUGGAGCCGCCAGCCCUUCCAGCGCGAUCCGCACGAAUUUCAGCACCAAGCAACUGACAGAACUGGAAAAAGAAUUUCAUUUCAAUAAAUACUUAACUCGAGCCCGACGCAUCGAGAUCGCCAACUGCUUGCAGUUGAAUGACACCCAAGUCAAAAUCUGGUUUCAGAACCGCAGGAUGAAACAGAAGAAAAGGGAACGAGAAGGCCUUCUGGCCACAGCCACCCCUGUGGCCUCCUCCCUCCAACUUCCCCUCUCUGGAACAAGCCCCACUAAGUCUGGCAAGAACCCCCAGAGCCCUUCUCAGGCCCAAGAGCCUUCCUGAGGUCCAGUACUGAGGCUAAGAAACCUUGGCCUGAAGAAGUCACAGGUCACCCCCACCCCUAUCUAGACUUAGGAGCUCAGUUUAAGACCAAGGUGGGCGAGGGCAGAAAUCAGUAGAGAUUUCACUUGGGAAAUGAAGUAUCUUAGUUGGCUUCUGAGUUCUAGGCUGUAUGUACAGAUAUUAAUUUGCUGUCUUGCAAGCCACUUGUUUAGGUAUUUUUUGUGUCCUGUCAGGGAAAAGGUGCCUAGCUGCCAGCCCAGCUCUGCUGCUAUGUUGCCUAACUUAGUCAUAUGCAAUUCUUGGGUACAGAGUGGCAGAUCAUUGAUUGCUGAAUUCUGCCAACCCUCUGAUGUGCUCAGAAGAGCACCUGCCCAGUUUUUCUGGUUUUAAUUUAAAGGACAAGGCUACAUGUAUUCAGCUUCUUGAGAUGACCAAAGCUAGUUAGGGUCUCCUUGAUGUAGCUAAGCUGCUUCAAUGAUGAUCUUCGCAUUUGCACUCCAGUUUUGUUUUUGUUUGUUCUUUCAAAAGCAGUUUCUACCUCUCCAUGUGCCUGAGUGAAGAUACAAUCGCUGUUUGUAGUUACUAGUUGAACAAAUCCACAGGGUGGGUUAGGGUUAGAACCUGAACUACACCUUGACAUCAGUUAUUCAAACUUGAAUGUAAAUAUAUACAGUAUGUAUAUUUUUAAAAAAAGUUUGCUUGCAAUCAACGUAUAUAUGACAUUUAAUGUCAUAGCAUGUAAAGGGUUUUAACUUUUUUGUAAUAAAAAUUACAGAAUAUGCUACUCUCCUCUUUUCCUUA
Lemur catta (Ring-tailed lemur) is the source of this 4161-nucleotide messenger RNA. RefSeq names its product homeobox D1 (gene HOXD1). The coding region runs from base 2407 to 3360 and encodes 317 amino acids. Lineage: Eukaryota; Metazoa; Chordata; Mammalia; Primates; Lemuridae. The record is from RefSeq and is a predicted model, not a curated record. Gene Ontology annotation, cellular component: nucleus. The transcript is spliced from 2 exons. Gene Ontology annotation, biological process: regulation of transcription by RNA polymerase II. Gene Ontology annotation, molecular function: RNA polymerase II cis-regulatory region sequence-specific DNA binding; DNA-binding transcription factor activity, RNA polymerase II-specific.